This is a messenger RNA of Tremella mesenterica DSM 1558, 2613 nucleotides long. RefSeq lists its product as uncharacterized. The record is from RefSeq and is a predicted model, not a curated record. Gene Ontology annotation, molecular function: translation initiation factor binding; translation initiation factor activity; RNA binding. The transcript has 7 exons. Lineage: Eukaryota; Fungi; Basidiomycota; Tremellomycetes; Tremellales; Tremellaceae. Bases 56 to 2326 code for a protein of 756 amino acids. Gene Ontology annotation, biological process: translational initiation. Gene Ontology annotation, cellular component: eukaryotic translation initiation factor 3 complex.
AAUCACCCUACAUAUCUGGCCUCUCAUCCUACCUUUACCCCUUACCUACUUGACCAUGUCAUACGAAAUGAACGGUAGUUCCUCUACAGACGAAGAGUCUGAUUUACAAUAUGAGCUGGAACAAGGUUACGCGGAAAUAGAACAGCGCUACGCAGUAGACGCUCAACAAGGUUUCGAAAAUGUUAUCGUUAUAGAUGGAACACCAAUAGUCAACAGGGAUCGAAAAGAUCGACUGGUAGAAAGACUCAAGUUGUUAUUUGAGAAAGCUGGUGUUCCUAUUGAUGAUGAUCGGAUUGAGAUGCCUUGGGAUGAUGUUGCUGACACUAAUAAAGGCUUCGUUUUCCUCACCUACCCAACCGCUCAAGAAGCCCAAACCGCACAACGUGUCCUCAACAAAACUUGGUUCGGUAAAGCCCAUCAAUUGUUCGCCAAUUACUUUGCGGACAUUGAUAAAUACUCCAACAUGAGUUCAGGCGAUGGUGCUUUACCCACCGGAUAUCUCGAUCGUCCUUUCGUCGAACGUGAAAAUAUGCGAAGUUGGUUGGCGGAUCCUCUGGGUAGAGAUCAGUAUCUCACUCUGAGGGAUAAUGAUGCGAAUUUGUAUUGGAAUGGAAGGAAUGGGGUGUCGGAGGUAGUGAGGAAAUCGGAUGGGAAACCUGUUAAAAAUAAUAAAUGGGGAGAACUAUUCUGCCAAUGGUCGCCUCUCGGUACUUAUCUUGCCUCCGUCCACUGGGUCGGUGUGGCUCUAUGGUGUGGUCCCGAAUUAGAUGGGGCAAACGGUGUGAACGUCCUUCGUUUCACUCAUCCCGGUAUUCGAUCCGUCAGCUUCUCUCCUUGUGAAAAAUACCUAGUCACCUGGUCACCCGAACCUCUGGAUCAUCCUUCCACUUCAUCAAAUGCCAGUGUCAGAAUGACCUUUGCUCCGGAAGAUGAAGGAAAUCAUAUCGUCGUAUGGGAUAUCAAGAACAUUCGCGUAUUGCGUACAUUCCGACAUGAACCUCGUUCUGAUCUACCUCCUGGAACCCCUCCUCAACUCAAAUGGUCACCGAACGAUAAAUACGUGGCACGAUUGCAACCUGGUUCUGCUAUCUCAGUGUAUGAACUACCGUCAAUGUUGUUGUUGGAUAAGAGAAGUCUUAAGAUUGAUGGAGUGCAAGAAUUCGAAUGGUGUCCACCCAGUGAUGCUGAUUUCCGACCUUCAGAACUGAAGAAGGAAAAAGAAUUCAUGUUGGCUUAUUGGACACCUGAGGCUGAGAGUAAACCAGCUAGGGUCAACGUCAUGUCUAUCCCUUCAAAGAGUGUCUUAAGGUCUAAGAAUUUGUAUAAUGUCACAACUUGUCACUUAUAUUGGCAUAAUCAAGGUAAAUACCUCUGUGUCAAAGUCGAUCGUCAUCGAGGCAAAGCCAAAUCAAAGGAUAAAGCGACAUAUUGUAAUCUUGAGAUUUUCCGUGUUCGGGAACCCGCCAUCCCAGUCGAUGUCAUUGAACAUAAAGAAUAUAUCCCUUCUUUCAGAUGGGAACCAUACGGUGAUAGAUUCGCAAUCGCUUCAACCUCUGAUCCUAAUUACGGUCAACCCAUUCCUGGUGUCAUGGUCCGAUAUAAUUUCUCCUUUUAUCAACGUGAUACCAAACGAGAUGAUUUCGGUCUUAUCAAAGUGUUGGAGGGAAAAACUGGGAAUUAUUUAGGUUGGAGUCCUAAAGGUAGACAUUUGGUCAUUGCGACUUUGGGAAGUGCUACCAAGUAUGACAUUGAAUUUUGGGAUAUGGAUUUCACGACGGAUCAGAAUGUUAGGGCUAAAGAAGGUCAAGAUCCCGGUGCGAAUAUAACUCAAUUAGCUUUGGGAGAACAUUUUGGGAUAAACGAAGCUCCAGCUUGGGAUCCGAGUGGUAGGUAUCUGGUAACUGUUGCUAGUGCUUACAAGCCCACUGCCGAACCAGGUUAUUCACUAUGGGAUUGGCGUGGUCAACUUCUUUCUCACGUUCAAGCUGAUAAAUUCAAACAAUUCAUCUGGCGUCCUAGACCUCCAUCUCUUUUGUCAGAAGAUCAAAAACAUAAAGUUCGUAAAGAACUUAAAGAACAUUCGAGGGUGUUCGACGAAGAAGAUGCAGCAGAAGAGAAUAGAGGAAGUGCUGAAAUGUUAGCAAGUAGAUUAAGAUCUUUGGCAGAAUGGAAUGCUUGGUAUUCCAAAUUACAUGAAAAGGUCAAAGAAGGACAAAAGUUGUUUGGAAAGAUCGUAAAGAGGAAAGAUGUUGGGGAGAUGGAAAGUGAGAAAGUCGAAGAAUGGGUGGAAGAAUUGGUUGAUGAUACUGAGGAGAUAAUUGCGUGAUAAUGGUGCAGCUUUUUGCUUUUUAUCCAAUUCGGUUGUCGUUCUUUCAUGUCAACUCUUUUCCAUAAUCUCCUUGACUCUCGUGGGUUGACUACUCGAUGAGUUCCGUGUUUCAACUUUGGAAUACUUUGCAUGAAAUCCCAUAUUCGAAACUUUCUUUACUCUCAUCACUUUCGCAAUCUCUAUUUCACUCUCAUAGUCCACUUAUGUCUCACUCGUCGUCGUCAAUUGGAUAAUCGACUCGGUCAUGGUACAUAGCGUCGUCAAAUGCAAAUCAUGAACCAAUG